AUGAAAAAUUUUUUGCCAGAACAAGUCAAUUAUCAGCUGCAUGACUCUGAUGUUCAAGAAUCACCUUAUUGCCAGUAUUCCACGGCCCAGUUUCCUCCAGCUUUACAGUCCCAAUAUUUACAAAGUCAUUUCAGCACUUACAGCUUGGAUCCGAAUUACAGUGGUGGACAGUGUGGCCUUCGUUCCUGUGAAUUAACUAAACCCACGUAUGUGAUUGCCCACCACAUGGAAGAUGGAUACCCUGGAAUAAAAAGCUUCAGACCAAUUUAUUCUCCUGAGAUAAUUAAGGGACAGGGAGAACUCUGCGUAGUUUGUGGCGACAAAGCAUCAGGAUAUCAUUAUAAUGCACUUACUUGUGAGGGUUGCAAAGGUUUUUUUCGACGCAGCAUUACCAAAAAUGCAGUAUAUAAUUGCAAGAAUGGAGGUCACUGUGAAAUGGACAUAUACAUGCGUAGAAAAUGCCAAGAGUGCAGACUGAAAAAAUGUAAAGCUGUGGGAAUGUUGGCGGAAUGUUUGCUAACAGAAACCCAAUGUAAAUCAAAGAGACUUCGAAAGAACCUUAAGCAGAAUAAUAGCUUUCACUCUAACAUCAACGUGGAAGAGGAAGGAGUCGACAACAAGCACGUGUCAUCCACAACUAGAGCUGGAAAAUCGAUUCAGGAGAGCGUGGCACUAACACAAGAGGAACAUCAGCUCAUUAAAAAUAUUGUGGUGGCGCAUCAAAAAUAUACAAUUCCUUUAGAGGCAGCAAGGACAUUUUUUCAGGAAUAUGCCAAUCCAGAACUGAGCUUUUCAGGACUCUCGGAGACAGCUGUGCUGCGGGUCCAGGGGCUAAUGGAUUUUACCAAGGGACUACCAGGAUUUGAAAGUUUGACCAAUGAAGAUCAGACUGCACUACAGAAGGGAUCAAAAACUGAAGUGAUGAUCCUUCAUGCGGCUCAACUGUACAAUCAGAAAGAAUGUUUGCCGUCAGUCUCAGAAAAUGCUUUGAGAUUAUCAAGUCAUUCAGGUGAUUCAUUGACUUGUCACUAUCAGAACGAUGCUGGAGGUGUUAUUUGUUCCAUGGAAACAUUGCACAAUGAAGACAAUCCUGCUACGGCUCUAUCUGGUAUUACUGAAGAUUUUAUUACUGCACUGUUGUACUUUUGCAGAAGAAUGAGUCAACUUAAUAUUACUAAUACUGAGUAUGCUCUGCUUGCAGCAACAACUGUGUAUUUUUCAGAUCAUCCAUGUCUUAAAAAUGAGCAACGUGUGGAAAGUUUACAAGAACCAGUUUUACAAAUUUUGUAUAAAUAUGCAAAAAUCUAUCAUCCAGAAGAUCUACAGCAUUUUGCUCAUCUAAUUGAGAGGCUCACUGAAUUGAGAACAUUGAAUCACAACCACUCAGAAAUAAUUAGCACUUGGAAAACAAAGGACCCUAAACUGACUAAUUUACUCUCUGAGAAUUGGGAUUCUAUUAACAUUUCUGACAUUUUAGAAUGUUGUGGUUUGUCUGAAGCUUCCUAAAUCUGUAUUACCUCGUCUAAAUAGCAUCACAAUGAUGACUGAUUUCACAGGAUGCAUUGGAAUAUUAUAUUACAAAUAUUUCACCAUAAAGUAGACUCCAAAACCCACUGCCUAUGAGUUGGUCCCAACUCAUAGUGACCCUAUAAGU
This is a messenger RNA of Echinops telfairi (small Madagascar hedgehog), 1654 nucleotides long. RefSeq names its product bile acid receptor-like. Gene Ontology annotation, cellular component: nucleus. NCBI's taxonomy places the organism in Eukaryota, Metazoa, Chordata, Mammalia, Afrosoricida, Tenrecidae. The coding region runs from base 1 to 1506 and encodes 501 amino acids. Gene Ontology annotation, biological process: negative regulation of inflammatory response; ecdysone receptor signaling pathway; positive regulation of transcription by RNA polymerase II. The transcript has 10 exons. The record is from RefSeq and is a predicted model, not a curated record. Gene Ontology annotation, molecular function: RNA polymerase II cis-regulatory region sequence-specific DNA binding; zinc ion binding; ecdysone binding.